Apis laboriosa (Himalayan honeybee) is the source of this 3343-nucleotide messenger RNA. Its product is annotated as stabilizer of axonemal microtubules 2-like. Gene Ontology annotation, cellular component: cytoskeleton; centriole; sperm flagellum. Gene Ontology annotation, biological process: microtubule anchoring. The transcript has 5 exons. Lineage: Eukaryota; Metazoa; Arthropoda; Insecta; Hymenoptera; Apidae. The record is from RefSeq and is a predicted model, not a curated record. The coding region runs from base 702 to 1937 and encodes 411 amino acids. Gene Ontology annotation, molecular function: microtubule binding.
AAAUUUCUAUUGAAAUUAUUAUCAGUUAAAUCAUUUAUCAUUAUCGGUUUGCAAAUAACAAAUUCUCUUAUCAUAACAUAUCAUAUCUUAAAAUAUUUAAAUAUAUAUUCGAUUAUUGACAUAAUCGAUUUUAUCAUUGAUUUUAUUUUGUUUUCAUUAAAAUAAUCGAUUUAAUACUAACUUCGAAGCAUGGUUCGCUAAAUUAUGUGUUUUUUACUGAAGUUGCAAGAUGUGACGUAGGGGUUGACGUUUGCAACAAUCUUAUCAUUUUAUAUUAUUGUAUUUUAUAUGUUACAUAUCUUUUGAGAGAUUUAUUAAUCGGAAACAUAAAUCUCUAUCUUGUUGAUUAAAAAACGAAAAAAAUAAGGAAAUUAUUAUUAUGUGAAAUAAUAUCAAAUACAAAAUGGAAGUAAUCGAGAUUAAUACGAAAAAGCAACUUCGAACACCAAGAUGCGAGAAAUCAGAAUGUCCAUGUGAUAUAAAAGUAAAGAAAUCUGCUAAUUUUUCUAUUAUUGAAAUGAUAAAAUCGAUUAUUAUAUAAUUUUAUCAUUAAUAUUAUGCGUAUUUAGUGUAAAAGAAGAUAUGUUCAACCAUCACGAACAAAGUCAUUCGCCCCCGUAAGAACGUAUCAUCCACCUUCAAAGCUAUUUGAAACUAAUACAACGUAUCAUUUGUCAUAUUUAAACGUGGAUGAUGCGGAAAUGCGACGCAGCCGAUCUCAACCCAUCCGACCCAAACCUGCUCUCGUUAAAUCCGAUGCUCGUUUUCUCGCUGAAACAACUAAUCAAUUAAGUUACAAACUUAUUGAAGCUGUGCCUAAAACAAAACCAAUUUUACCCAAACAUAGACCGAUGAUUGGAACUGGUCCAAUGGAUUCUGUUACAACGGUUCGUCAAGAUUACCCACGUAAAUAUGUAGAGAAACAAGAACUUAUAGUGCCAUGCGGGAAUAUUCGUUUGAGUAGAGGCAAAUUGGAGGAUAGUACCACAGCAAAACUUUCUUAUAUGGAUCCAGGAUCCACUGAACCAACGGUUAAUUUUAAACCGAUAUCGGUUUAUUGUCCACCUAGUGAACCAAUUUUUGACGAUACCACGCAUAAAUUAAGUUAUCAGCCUGUUCCUAUUCAAGAAAGAGAUAUAUAUUCUUGGCAACAAAAACCUACUUACAAACCUCCAGACAUUGCGAUGUGUGCAAAAACAACGUAUUCUGAAAGUUAUUUGAAAAACGAAGAGUCAUGCAUAGAAAAACCUAUAGUGCCCUGUCCUGCCAAUGUAUUUCCUUAUGGCGGUGAAUUUCAUGAUAAAACUAUUUACAAAGAAAGCUAUUUGGAAUCGACCAUUGAUCGCGUGGAACCGAUUAUUCCUUGCAACGCUAUCACAAGAGCUGACGGCAAGAUAUCGGCAGACACAACGAGCAAAUUAAGUUACCAACCACUUCAAGCCGAGAAACGUUCCCCGAUAUUACCUCGAAGUAGAAAGAUGUUAGGUGAGGGCCCGAUGCGAUCUGACACUACCAGCCGUUGUGAUUUCGUGGAAAAGUCAACGCUACGACCUGAUCUUAUUGUUCCGUGCGAUAAUCUUCGAAGCGCUGAUACACCGAUCGAUGAUAGAACUACGACGAAAUUAUCGUACGCGAAACCAGGCCCGGUAGAAUUAGUUCAGAGUUUUAAACCUGUCAUUCAAUACAAAAGGUUUGCUGAAAAGGUUGAAUAUGAUACUAUAAACAAACUAUCCUAUCAACCUUGGACCCCUCUUCCUAAAGAAUUUAUACCUUGGGCAUCUAAGGAUAAAUAUCAACGGCCUACGGAUCCAAUGUGUACAGAUACUAUUUAUCAAGUUAGUUAUCCUGCACCUGGAUACUACGAAGAUACAUGUAUACCUGAAUGCGAUUGCUUACACAAAGAUGAUAAUCUGUUGGCCGAGGAUUGUUCAAAAUAAGUAAAAUAUUAGCAAUCUUAUUAGAUCAUGAAACUUUUGUAUAACUUUUUUGUUACAAGUUUAUGUUAUUUAUUUCUAUCUUAUAAUAUUUAUAAUAAAUAUUUAGAGAAAAAGUAUUUAAUUGUCAAAAUUUAAACCGAAACAUGAUUUAGGAAUCGAAUUAAAAACCUAUUUUAUUCUAUACGAACAUAUCUUAUAUAUUUUACAUUUAUAUAAUAAUUAUUGUGUAGAUGAAUAAAGAUAAUAAUAACGUAUAUCUUUUACAAACAGUAAGAUUGUUCUCGAUAAUAAAAUAAACUCUAAUUUUUAGAUAAAAGAUAAUAGACAAUAGAUUUGAAUAAUGAACAAUGUUAACGUUACAAUUAGAAGUUUACUUAUCUUUACAUACAUUCAUACAUACACAUGUACGUACACACACGCAUAUACAUAGUCAGGUACAUGCAUGCAUUCAUACAUACAUAAAUUCGUACAUACAUGAAUCCAUACGCGGUUACACACACAUAUAUAAUAUAUAUAUAUAUAUUAUAUAAUAUUUAUAUUAUAUAUAGUUAAUAUAAUGAGGAUAACGAUGCCUUCAAAUCUAUCCAAAAUGAAAUCUAAUGUACGUCGAUGGUUUAUAUACGCGCAACAAUUAAUUUUCAAUAGAUUACAUAAAUUACAGGGGAGGGUAUACAAUUAUUAGAAAACAAAUAACAUAUAUAUUUUUAAUUAGCGAUAAGAAUUUCUUAUGUUUAUAAAUCUAAUAUAUAAUAUUUACCGAAAAUUUUAUUUCGAUAAUUGGAAAAUACAUAUUUUUUUUUUUUCGUCGCAUUAAAAAUAUUACGCAUCAAAUAGAUUUCAUUCUUUCAAAUAUCUUUAAAUAAGUAACGUUUAAAUAUACAAAAUGUUUAAACGGUAGAAAAUACAUCAUUUCUUUAUCAAAUCGAACGAUGAGUGAAACGAAGAAAAAAAUAUUCAUACCAAAAAUAUGCAACUUGUCUUAAGAGUUUGUUAAAAAAUAUAACAAGCAGAAAUUCGAAGAUUUUAAGGCACAUAUUUAGGUCACACGAAUUGCAUGUUAUAUAUAUAUUCUAUAUUAACGUUGCACAACCCCCCUUUCUCAUUUCGAUAUUCUAGAUUAUUGGUAAAUUAAAAUUCUAAUUUUUUGUAAAUUCUCUAUUUACAUAACUGGACGCGAAAAUGAUUGUCUGUAUUUAUAUAUUCUAUGCGAUUAUUAUAACAAUUCUACUCUCCGUUGACAUCUAGAUCUCAUCAUUACUCACUCAUCAUUUUCUCCUUCAUAUCUUGUUUUUUAAUAAAUAACCAAAAAUUUUGCUAAGCUAUUAUAUAAUUACAAGUAAUUAUUAGAAACAAAAAGGAGAGCACAAUAUUUAUUUAAUGUUUUUACGUUUCUAAAAGAAAUAUCA